Molecule: messenger RNA, 4321 nt
Organism: Hemibagrus wyckioides
Lineage: Eukaryota; Metazoa; Chordata; Actinopteri; Siluriformes; Bagridae
Product: fibrinogen C domain-containing protein 1-like
Exons: 7
Coding region: 668-2041 (457 amino acids)
Source: RefSeq, a predicted model, not a curated record
GCUGCUGUUUGUCGUCGCUAAAGCGGCGCUUUAGCUCAGCAGAGACACACUAUACAGAGAGCGUGAUGUGAGACAGACACAUUUUAAUGACUCUCAUGGACGCUACAGGAUUAAUACCAACUGCAACAAUACUGUGGAUACAUAUUUGUACCAGAAUACCGACAUUUCUGUCUCUCUUUUUUUUUUUUUUUUACAUAAACCUAUUUGUUUUUCUCAUCACGUUAACGGACAGAGGAAGUUUCUUCACUGGAAGAUUUGUAUGAGGAGAAGCAGCUCGCGCAUCACUCGAGCGAUUUUUUUUAUUUUAUUUUAUUUUUAUUUCUUUUUUAAAUCUCUCCGACAUUUCCAACUAAAUUUGUAUAUUUUCGCUUUUUUUGUGUCUCAGUAAUGGUGCUUUUCUUUCUUUUCUCUUUUUUUUUUAAUUGAGUGUGUCAGGUCUGCAGCAGGUUCAGCAGCUCUGUGUUGGACGUGUGUGUGUGUGUGUGUGUGUGUGCGCGCGCUGCUGAAUUAGUUCAUCUCCUAGUGAGAAAUUAAAAUUAAUGGAGGGAUUAAAGAAAGCCGGAUAUCCCCACAUUCCGUGAGGACAAAUCUCGGAUUUUUUUUGAAGUUUUUAUUUGUUUGUCUUUUUUUUUCCCGGAGAAUUACUGGUGGAGGAGAUCCAGAAACCAUGAACAGCGUCACGGAGCUUGAAGACGGACCGCAGCACAAGGCUCAGAGGAGGAGCUGUAGUUACCUCCUGUGCACCAUUCUGCUCUUCAUUGCCGUGCUACUGGCUCUCACGGUAACAGGCACCAUCCUCUUAAUGAACCACUCCCAGGCACCCUCAGGCCCCGAUGCUCCGCCCCUUAUCACUACCAAUCAGGAUGAAGGCAACGCCCUGGUGACAGUGGAGAGAGGCGAUGGCUCCCGCAUUAACAUCUUCAUCGAGCCCAACUGCCCCGACUAUAACAGCAACUUCCUACGACUAGAGGGGGUCCAGACAUCACUGCUGCACUCGCUCAGCCACCAUGACACAGACCUGAAGUCCGUGAAGGGACAGGAGAGAGGGCUUCUUGUCCAACUGGCCGAGGAGAUCGCUAAGCUGUCGGCCCACAUUAAUCAGCUGAAGGCGGAGUACAGCACGCUGAGGCAGGGCCAGAGCAGCAUCAGCCAGGAGAUCAGCAUGCUGCAGACCGAGCAGGCCAGGCUCGUCCAGCUGUUGUCAGAGACUCAGAUCAACAUGAUGAAGGUUGUGAACUCUCUGCGUGACAUGCUAGACUCGGUGCAUAAGGACGCUGGUGGAGAGAGAGGACUCCUGAAAGCGGAUCUGCUUCAGAGGGCUCCGGCACGCAGUGGCAUCCAGCCCAGAGGCUGUGCCAGAGGAGAUGGCUCCCAACCGAGAGACUGCAGUGAUAUCUAUGCCAGUGGACAGAGGGAAGACGGGAUCUAUUCGGUGUUUCCUAUCCACUUCCCGUCAGGCUUCCAGGUUUACUGCGACAUGAGCACUGAGGGAGGUGGCUGGACGGUGUUUCAGCGCAGAGAGGAUGGCUCUGUAAAUUUCUACAGGGACUGGGCUGCAUAUCGUGAGGGCUUCGGGAAGAUCACAGGGGAGCACUGGCUUGGUCUGAAGCGGAUUCAUGCCCUGACCAUUCAGGCUAAUUAUGAGUUGAGGAUUGACAUGGAGGACUUUGAGAACAGCACUUCCUUCGCGCAGUAUGGAUCCUUCGGAGUUGGAUUGUUCUCCGUUGACCCGGACGAGGACGGCUACCCGUUGAGCAUAGCGGACUACUCAGGAACCGCUGGUGACUCAUUGCUCAAACACAACGGCAUGAAGUUCACUACAAAGGACAAGGACAACGAUCACUCGGAGAACAACUGUGCCUCCUUCUACCACGGAGCCUGGUGGUACCGAAACUGCCACACGUCCAACCUGAAUGGACAGUACCUACGCGGCCAGCACUCGUCCUACGCCGAUGGCAUCGAGUGGUCCUCCUGGACGGGCUGGCAGUACUCCCUAAAAUACACGGAGAUGAAAAUCAGGCCUAUAUGCGAGGAAAAUUAGUGAGUGAUGGACAAGGAAAGAACAUUGCUAAUGCAAAAAAAAGGAGAAAAAAAAAGAAAAAAGAGUUGGGCUCUAGGUGUUAGAGCAACUAACUACACAAGAGAAGUGAACUGUCUAGGAGCCAUUAGCCCAGUAUGAACUGUUCCUCUCUCUGACAUCUCAACAGCACAAUAAAGGAAAGAGCACAAUUACUGAGACUUUUAUCAGUGGUGGAGUGGUGAUACUAUGCCCUUGUUCAUCAAGAGGAAUUACUCCCAGUAAACCAGUACAAGAACAACAAGGUGAAGGAAUCAUUCAAUCUAUGGGAAAUGAUCAAGAAAAAAAAAAAAACACAUCAAGAACGUCAGUUUGAUUGAAGCUGUUCUCGACUGCUACAGAGUGGAUUACUAUGAAUGUCUUUAUUAAUGGUUGACGGAGCACAGUGGACUCUUUGCAGUACAUUCUUUUAGCAGAAUAAUUGGCCUGUAAAUAGUUUAAUUGAUCCCCCAGAGCUUGGCUUUAUUCACUUUGUAAAUGAACAUCUCCAUGUUCACUUCUCCAUGCAGCAGAGCAAAGGUAGCCUUUUUCCACCAACACUGUAUUGGGUGCUGGUUCCGAAGCUGUUUUUAGCAUGAAUAGAUAAAUCAUUAACACAUCUACAUCUAGCUCAUCUUCAACAUUCUAGUUGUUAUUAACGGUUCUUCAUGUUCUACAUAUAGAUCAGAAUCACCAUUAUUUUUUUGAGUAUUGUAAGUUUUACAUGUACAAGGAAUGAAUCGAAUAAACAUAAAAAAAAAUAUAAAACGUUGACACAAAAGGAAUCAUUAACUGUAUAAGUGCAGGAUAUACAAAAGUGAACCAGUUCAAAGGGUAAAUUGCAAAUGCUACAUGCAGUGCAGAUGAAAUAUUAACUGUUAAUUAGUGGACCAGUGCAAAUGCCCACAGAUCAAGGUAAGAAGGUGCAGGUGCAGUAUGGCUGUCUGCGUUGGGUGCAUUAUUAUAAUAUAUAAUAUAGAUAAGGGAGUUGUUUUUGAUAAGGCAAAAUGCUGAUAGAAAGAAAGUGAAAGCUGUUGAAAAAUCGAGAGUGGAUGUUAAAAUGAAUCAAAUUGGGACCAGUGUAGAUAUUUUCAUACCUAAUACCCGGGUUUCCAUUUGGGCUGAAGUUAGUUAAAAGCAAAGCUUUGGUUAGGAUUGUGGUAGCAAUGGGGUAUGGUCAAGCACAGCCUAUAAAUGGGAGGAGGAGAGAGCAGAGAACGAGUGUGUGAUGGGUGGUUGGUGACAGCUGUGUGUGGUUAAGAAUAAAGUGUAUUUAUACAUUGUGUGUGUUGCAGUAAGUGAGUGUUGAUGUCAAGAGUGAGAGUCCAUGCAGGAUGAGCUGACCUUACCAUGAGCAGACAACAACAGUGAAAUAGUGUGCUUGCUAGGAUAUAACCAAAUAUGAAUAUAAUAUUCAGUAUUUCUUUUUUUAGUUAUUUCCAUAUUUAUUUAUUUAUUCUUUUAGAACGCUUGCCAGAAGUCAGAAUGAAGUAAAUUAACAGAUGAGACUUUCUCAUUUGCUAAUUUUGUUCUUUCAUACCAAGGGAUGAUUUAGAGCAGUCAACAGACCUAGAGGUGCAAGAAAACCAGAGAAAACAUAUGGCCAGAACACUAGACAGUAACGGUCAGUAAUAUUAAGUCAUGGAGUCAUCCUGGAGAUGUGAGGCACUGUGCUGUCCACUACAUGUCACGCAAACAUAAAAGAACAUACAGAAUAUAUGUAUAUAUUUUUUAAACUAUAGUUUUGAUAAUAAUCACUGAUGGAUCGAUCACGGAAGUGGUCCCAGAAAUAUGUACUCAUUAUUUUACAAAAUUUGACUCUGGAAUGGUUCUCUGUUUAACCGGUGAGCCGAAAAUGGAUCUCUGACAGCACCAGCUCCAGCAGUGUUUCGGUGGAAAAAGGUGUAGCUUGCUAACAUUUUUGUUCUUUGUCUAUCUACUGAAUGUUAAAAACGAAACAUUCCCAAUCAUAACAUUUGCUAGAGAUACUGUACUUCUGUUCCGGUCCAGAUAAAAUCAGAUGCAAAGAACAAGCACAGCACAAGCUAACUGAUGUGUCUGGAUUGGUCUGAGCUUGAAAAUCAGUAUGACUUCUAAGAAAAUAUCACCAGUUAUACCAGUAAAACUGAAGUCUGCUGUUUUUUUUUUUUUUUUUUUCAUGCUUUGUAUUGACCCUGAAAAAAAUAAUAAGGCACAGUGUUGUGGGCGUUUCAUCCUAUUUAUGUUUGUAUCCUAACAUUGCUAAACGUUUGUUAAAUAAUAUUG